AUGUCUUCUCUCUCACUCUCUUUGUCUCUCUCUCUUUCUCUCUCUCUCUCUAUCUAUCUAUCUAUCUAUAUGAAUACAAUUCUUCUCCCCCCAUCUAUGGUCUUUCUCCCCUCGCUCUCAUCUUCCCCGAACACGACCGCCUGGGGUUCCAAAUUUUAUGCCAUAGCUCUCGCUCUUCUCAAUUCUCAGUCAUAUGCCGAACCUCAUCAGCAUUGUAAUUGUUUUAUUGGCUUUCUCAGUUGGAGGUCGGGACGAGGGGCAUUUUCACUUCAUUUCUCUUUUUCGCUAUUCUUUCAUUUUUCCCUCGCUUUUUUUCUCGGCCAUUUAUCUUUUUUGAUUAUAUUCUUCUUUCUUUCCCUAGUUUUCUUUCUACUUUUCUUUUUCUUCUCUCUUUCUCUUUUUAUCUGUUUUUGUAUGUUUUUGAAUAUUUGCUUCUUUUUUUUUUGUUUGUUCUUUGUUUACAUUUUCCUUUUUUCUUUUUCAUUCUCUAUUUUUAUUUCCUCGCUUUUUUUUGUCUUUGAACACUAUUCUUUCUUUCUUUCUUUCUUUCUUAUCUCUGGCCAUUUGAAUUGUUUUUCUCGUUCCUCACUGAUAUUUUUCUUUUUUUAUUUUUCCUUUCUUUCUUUCUCAUCUCUGGCUUUUUUAAUUCUUUCUUUCUUUCUAUUCAAACUCUAUUUGAAUUCUGUCUUUCUUUCCCCACUGAUAUUUUCUUUCUUUUAUAUUUUCUUUCUUUCUUUACUAUUACCUACUUUUUCAUUCUUUCUCAUGUUUUUUAUAUUUCACAUUCUUGUCCGCCUUCUUUCUUUCUUUCUUUCUUUCUUUCUUUCUUUCUUUCUUUCUUUCUUUCUUUUAUGUUUGUUUCCUAAAUUCGUUCUUCUAGAUUAUUAUUUCCCUGAUUUCAUUGUUUAUUUUUUCCGGUUUCAUUAA
Messenger RNA from Acanthosepion pharaonis, 927 nucleotides. Lineage: Eukaryota; Metazoa; Mollusca; Cephalopoda; Sepiida; Sepiidae. The record is from the annotation of a GenBank genome assembly.